Molecule: messenger RNA, 369 nt
Organism: Brassica oleracea var. oleracea
Lineage: Eukaryota; Viridiplantae; Streptophyta; Magnoliopsida; Brassicales; Brassicaceae
Product: caffeic acid 3-O-methyltransferase-like
Exons: 2
Coding region: 1-369 (122 amino acids)
Molecular function (GO): O-methyltransferase activity
Source: RefSeq, a predicted model, not a curated record
AUGAAAGAUAUGGUGCUAGAAGGAGGAGAUGCAUUUGGUCGCUCACAUGGCGCCAUGAAACUCUUUGACUAUAUGGGAACAGAUGAGAGAUUCAGCAAACUUAUUAACCAGACCGGAAUCACCAUUGCUGUAGUGAAGAAGGCUCUUGAAGUUUAUGAAGGUUUCCAAGGUGUAAAUGUGUUGGUUGAUGUGGGAGGAGUUGGUAUCAAUUUGGAUCUGACUUGUGUUGUGCCCUGGGACAAGCACCUUCUUACCCCCAACGUGGAACAUGUUGCUGGAGAUAUGUUCAUUGAUGUUCCAACCGGAGAUGCCAUGAUCUUGAAAGCAAGUUCAACAAUUCAUUUCUAUUUCUUGAAAGCGUAUGGAUAG